Molecule: messenger RNA, 4217 nt
Organism: Ooceraea biroi (clonal raider ant)
Lineage: Eukaryota; Metazoa; Arthropoda; Insecta; Hymenoptera; Formicidae
Product: MFS-type transporter SLC18B1
Biological process (GO): transmembrane transport
Molecular function (GO): transmembrane transporter activity
Source: RefSeq, a predicted model, not a curated record
GAUGUUUCAAUAUAAAUUCUUUUUCCAUAUCAUAGCAUAAACAAAGAUGUUCAAAUCGAAUAUGCUUUCUUCCGCCUGAUCUUCUCCUCUGUUAUUUCAUUUACAUUUACCAUGAAGGUAGUACAGGAGCAUAAGGUCUCGAAUGCAGAAAACCAACAGAGCGCUCCAUUCCACCCCUCUCUCAUCUUUCAUACCCUUUUUGGCAUUACAGACUACAUGACAUAAAAUCAAAGUGGAUAAAAACAGGAUAACUAAUGGAGAAGAAAAGGGAGCCCGAAAGAAACUUUGUACCCCCUGAUAAAAUUCCCCUCAAAGGCCCUGCCUUAGGUUUGGCACCGAACGGGGUUAAAUCGGCUCCAAGUCAUCGGGCAUUCGUAAACUCUCUCCCUGCAAAACGCGCGAGACGGUCUUGGCAGCGUUGGCCGAUAAUGGAUUAGAACCGUGGUAGGACAUAUCAUUCGACCUCCGACCCUGUUCUCGGCUUUCUCAACCUUAAAAGUCACCGGCGUCAUGUAGUGUGGCAACGACGCUCGGCCACGCAUAGUAAACGCGCGCGCGCGCGCGGUCUCAUCAUCAUUACACAGCCCAGGGACAAGACAGAGCUCUGUAUAUUUUCGGUCCAAGUGUGUAUUAUUUUCCGCAAGCGAGAGUGACAAACACAGUCGGUCGAACGUGCUUGUUCCUGAUGCUGAUGAGAGUGAUUCCCUCCUCGCUGAUUCUCCGCCGCCGCCGAUUUCUGUCUCUCUGGCGAUAGCUGAAAUCUGGUGUGACAUCGAAUUGCAUCUGUGCAGAUUACGAGGGAAGAAAAGUACGCACUGACAGUACCAUGGCAGUCGUUCAGUUCUCGAAACGCCAAUGGCUCACCCUCAUCGUCAUUAGCAUCGCCGACUUUGCGAAUGCUAUCUGUGUAUCGUUACAAGCCCCCUUCUACCCUCAAGAGGCUGAGAAAAAAGGCGCGUCACCGUCGGAGUAUGGAUUGGUCUUUGGAAUUUUCGAACUGGUGGUCUUCAUCAUCAGCCCGUUCUACGGACAGCACCUCAAUCGAAUCGGUCCGAAACUCCUGUUCAAUGGCGGUAUCCUUACUACAGGAACCUGUGCCAUAUUCUUCGGUCUGUUGGAUAAAGUUGAUGGCCACUAUCCCUUUAUAAUUCUGUCAUUUCUGAUCAGAAUUGUGGAGGCUAUGGGAAACGCGGCGUUUUUGACAGCCAGUUUCGCCAUUAUCGCGAAAGAAUUUCCCAAUAACGUCGCCAUAACGUUCGCCAGUCUGGAGACCUUCUUCGGUCUGGGCCUUAUCGUAGGUCCCACCGUGGGAGGUGCGCUUUAUCAAGUCGGUGGCUACACCACUCCGUUCGUUGUUCUUGGCUCGGCAUUGUUUCUGGCAGCUGUCAGCACUGCAUUCAUCUUACCGGUUCAUAACGAUAAUGAUCAAGACGCUCACAACAACGGAGGCGUAACGAGGGUCUUGAAAAUUCCUGGUGUGCUGAUCGCCUCUAUGUCGAUAAUCGUGACCAGCAUGAGCAUCGGAUUUUUACAGGCAACCCUCGAGCCACAUCUGAGACAAUUCAGCUUGAGCCCAGUUAUAUUGGGGCUGAUGUUUGUUAUUAACGGCGGCACAUAUGCAAUAACUGCGCCAGCGUGGGGUUGGCUCUGCGAUAAAUACUGGCAUCCAAAGAUAGCGACUAUUGCUGGCUGUGUUCUCGUGAUGAUCGGUUUCUCUUUGGUCGGACCAGCACCGUUCAUUCCGUCUACCACGAUCCUUUGGAUGACUAUCCUCGGUCUCGUGAUCCAUGGCUUAGGCAUGGCUGCACAACUGGUUGCCAGCUUCACGGAUGCCUUACGAACAUCCGUAUCGUACGGAUUCCCAAAUAAUCUUGAGACCUACGGCCUUAUCAGCGGAUUGUGGACAAGUACCUUUGCCCUCGGAGCUUUCAUCGGUCCUAGCGUUGCUGGUAUUCUACUGGAUAAUAUCGGUUUCAGAAACGCAUCAAUGUUCAUAGUGUUACUUCAUACAUUAGUGGGUGUGGUAGCUGCCGUCUUUCUAACUAGCUGCUCUCGUGCACCGAAGCCAUACACGGACGUCGGCCCCGUGGACAACCUCAGGGCACCACUGAUGGAUAGCGGCAGGUCGGGCAGCGAUAAUCUCCAUCAGAACGGACGAGGCCAGGGUGUACCGAUUGACCGACCCAGCGGUAUGAACUCCUUGAUCGCGUGCAACAGUUACUCGAAUAGAGCUGGGGCGUGGUCUAGGGCAUCUUACAGCGGCCGCUACUCGCACAGCUAUGGCUCGAUUGAGAACAAACGAUACUUGGAACUUACCACGUGAUAUCGGUUGAUCGAUUUUGUAUACCGGAAGUAAUAGUGGGAGCGCAGCGCAAAAUAUCGCUCUUUCGUUCGUCGUGAUAUCGUCACCGAUAGACCUUACAGUUUCCAUAACGUGCGACUCGACCGGAAAUACAAUAGACUGUGCAUAAAAGUGGAAAUCCAUGUGCUAUUAUUGGCCGCUUUGUUUCGCUUUGUUUUAACGAUAAUGGAAAUCGUGUUUAGGAUUAACAUGGCUUCUUUGCGGCGGAAUACACGUAGUACAAGAUAUUAUAAAUGUCUGUUCAACAGGGUCUGCUUAAAGCUAAAUGAUAAUAAGCAUUGAAUAAUACGAAAAAUUUUGUAGAAGUUAGUUUUACGCGUAUUGACAAACGUGUGAUUAGAUCAAAUUUUAUCUACAUCGAAGACAAUACACACGCAAAUUUCAUGUAAUACAUAUACAUAUGUAUGUGUACAGAGGGUAAACUAAAAUUCGUAAUACAGCCGAGAAGAUUUAUUAUUCAAUUAAUUCGAGGUGAUAGAACUAUUUUUGUAUACUUAGUGUUUUGUUUUCGAGAAUGGCUUUAAACCAAUUAUAAUUAAAAAAAAUUAAUUAUUCGAUCUAUUUCAACGAUUUAAAAUUAUCUCGUUUAUUAAGAUUAAUAUUAGUUGAAAAUGUAAUAUAAAAGAUAUAAUUCAAAAAUAAUAAUUAUCGAUAAAAAACAGUGGCGGUUGAGAAGAUCUAUAUCUAUGUAUAGUUUCAUUGUUCAUUUGAUAGACAUACGUUCUUUUGAUUUCCUCUUGUACACAUAAUUAUGAUCAUGAUCAGUAAUGACGAGCAAAUUCAUGAUGAUAGUCAUUCUUACAUUAUGCGCUGUAAUAUUGCUUGGUAAUGCGUUGUUAACACCCGUAAUGUCCAUUACCUUUUCCGCUAAAACUCGAAUCUUACGAAUUACCUUUAUGAAAUUGAUUAUGACAUUGCAAAUACAAAUAUUUGUUAAAUAUCAGUAAUUAUUAAUCUUUUUUAACUUUUUUAUCUCUUUUAGUAAUAUUUUCCAAGUGUUUCGACGAAGCAAACGAUUAAACGAUUUCCCGAAAAGCCAUGAUUUUCUCGAAAAUGAAACGCCAUGCAAAAAAACUAAACGAGACACAUUGCUGUUACUAUAAAACGCUUCAAGCAGUAUUCACAGAAUGCAUCAUUGUUAUCGCAAUUUAGCUAACGCACUUGCGCUGUACUUGUCUUUCUUCUUGUUAAGUAUUUCAUCCGGCUUCGAUUCCUCCGGCGGGAUAGCAACCUCAUUUAGGAUAAUGACGUUUGCGAGGAAAUCAACUCAUAUCACUUGUAUGAAAAUUGUGUUUCUAAGCACAAUUACUUACAAAGUUAUAUAGUUAUAUAAGCAAUAAUUAUAUUAUCAGAUUUAACGAUAGCAAUGGUAGAUUUUCACUCUUUGUUCAUACUUUAUUUUUUACGUAUUUCUUAUACGUUUGACAGUCAUCAAACGAUGUCAACUUCUUUGUUGCUUAUGCUCGUACGAUAAGUAAUCUGUUAUAAUUAGUAAUGAUAGUUAAUCUUUUAGCACACAAAACAAAGAACUAGCAUAAGUAUCUUACUGUAAUAUUAGCUAUUUUAAUCUAAAGCAGUAUCGAUAGCGUAAAUAUUUGUGGUUAUCUGUUUCGCAGAAAACGUCUAAAAAUUAAGGAAGAUGAUCGAUAUUAAGAGAUUUAUAUUUGUAACAACAUCAUUUAUCACAUAAUUCAUUCCCGAGCUUUAGCAGGAGAGAUGGAUGUUACAGAUGUCAAUAACGCGUUAUCACAACGCAUAACAUAUUUUAAGAUCGAUUUAAACAGCGGGAAUAGAGAAUAGUAAUUGUAAUUCUGAUAAAAAAAAAAUCUGUAAUAAUAUAAUAUUUUUAUUUAAA